Molecule: messenger RNA, 1843 nt
Organism: Sorghum bicolor (sorghum)
Lineage: Eukaryota; Viridiplantae; Streptophyta; Magnoliopsida; Poales; Poaceae
Exons: 1
Coding region: 1-1344 (447 amino acids)
Molecular function (GO): protein binding
Source: RefSeq, a predicted model, not a curated record
AUGGCCGCCGUACCCCAGCCUCCACGCAAGCCGACGAACUUUCUGGGGGUCGAGGAGUUCCCCGACGACCUGGUGGUGUCGAUACUCGGCCGCGUCCCGUGCAAGGACGACCGCGGCAGCAUGUCCCUCGUCUGCAAGGCGUGGCACGACAGGAUCGACCGCCUCAUCAAGACUGAGGCCGAGGCCGCGCCGCCCGCGCCCGCGCCACCGCCGCUCCCGUGGCUCCUCCUCCCCUCGCGCUCCCGCAACGACCCCGCCUUCUUCCGCGCCGCUUGCGUUCUCAGCGGCUGCUGCGUCCACCCCCACCACAGCCACCUCACCAUCCUCCCGCCCGGGGCGCGCUUCGUCGGCUCCUACGACGGCGCCUGGAUCUUCCUCUACUUCGACGAGACGCACACGCACACGCACCGCCUCCUCAACCUCCGCACAGGACAAGCCCGCAUGCUCCCGGAAGCGCUCGUCCGCGUUCGCGAGGGACACCGGUUUGUCUACAGUAUGGUCAUGCUCGCCGCCACGCUCUCGUCGUCGCCGGACGACUCGAACUGCGUCGGCGCCACCAUCAUUGCGCGGGAGCGGGAUCAAGCCCCAGACGAGUUUUUGCAGCAUCCUUUCAAUCGCUGGAUUGUGUUCUGGCGAAUGGGCUGGAAGCUGGCGCACCAAUUGGUUGCAGUCGGGGACGUGGCUGCGGCUGUGGACGACCUGGCUCUGUGCCUUACGGAGGACGUCGUCUACCACGACGGCGCCUUCCAUGUUCUGCUCACCCGUGGCGGAGCCUACCAAACCCUCGUGUGUACGCCGGAAGCGAAUCCUGAAGAUCCUACGGCCCUGAAUGUCAAUGGGGUGGUUCGCCGCUUCAUGCCGCCCGGAGAGCGCAUCUCCGGCCAGAACGCCACCGUGCGCGCUCGAUACCUCGUCGUGUCCCGCGGCGAACUGCUCAUGGUCGUCAGGUACACGACUGGUGCUGAUCAUCAGACGUCCAAGUUCAAGGUGUUCCGGGCGACGACACGGCCGCAGAUGCCUGACGGCGACGGCGACUUCCCCGUGGCUCAGUACCCCUGGGAAUGGAGCGAGAUGGACACGCUGGAUGGCCGGAUUCUGUUCGUCGGGUAUGGCUGCUCCAGGUCCUACGAAGCGGAUGAGGAUAGGUACCCAGGCUUCGAGCCCGGCAUCUACUUCUUGGAUGAUGGCGCGUUCUGCGAGGCACUCAUGAUCGGCGACGCCAAUACCAGGCCGUACCCCUGCAGGGACAAUGGGAUGUGGUCCGAAUCCGAAGGCAGUAUCCAGCGCUGCUUCCCGCCUCCAAACUCAUCGGACUACUCUCCUCCGGUUUGGCUUCUCCCUUGAGGCGACAGGCCUUUUCCAUUGGCUACUGUAAGUUUGAUUUGUUUGAGAUCAUGUUAAUUGACGUUCUGAGGUAGUUGCUGAUUCCAAUCUUGAUCGAGUGUUAGGUAGAUGCUGGUUGCAAUAUUCAGAGUGAGAAUAGUUGCUGAUUGCAAUAUUCAGAGUGAGACUAGUUGCUGAUUGGCUGAUUGCAAAUUGCAAUAUCCAGAGUGAGUAGCUGUUCAAAUUACACAUACUGCUGCUUCGAUUGCUAAACCUGAAUCCAAUGUUCUCUGAUUUCUGUCUGCGGUGUUGCAUCUGUUUUCUUUACUAAAUGAAGAGAAAGCAAUGGUUGCUGUCCAUGGCAGUUCGAUUUGCUUGUUUGUUCAAUCGGGUUUGAACAUGUAUUUGCUACUGCUAUGGGUCUUCCUUAACUGGAAGUGCAAGGGACCUGAACCAGUCAGAUUCUGUAUCCAAACUCAUUCACAGUAUAUAUUAGACUCUUGUCUUGCUGCUCAGAUCA